AUGGAUGAAAAUGUUAAAUACUUGUAUCCAAAUGAUGAAGAAGAAAUUGAAAGAUUAGAAAAUCAAUAUUAUUUACUUAAAGAAAAAUGGAAUGCGACAUUCUUGUCACCUGUAGCACCUAAGUUGCUUGCUGGUGGCAAAGUAUUGGAUAUUGGAUGCGGGACAGGAACCUGGAUCCUAGAUUUAGCAACGGAAUAUAAAUCAACCACAUUUAUUGGACUUGAUAUAUCACAAAUAUUUCCACAAACUGUCAAACCAAGAAAUGUGUCAUUUAUAAAAUAUAAUGUAUUGGACGGGUUGCCAUUUCCUGAUGACUGUUUUGAUUUUGUAAAUCAAUCAUUUUUAGCAUCUGCAUUCACUGUUUCCCAAUGGCCCACCAUACUAAAUGAAAUAAUCAGGGUUACUAAACCUGGUGGUUGGAUAGAAUUUUUGGAAGGUGAUAGCAUUGUUUAUAAUAAAGGACCUGUUAUACAAAGACUAGAUGCUAGCAUGACAAAUUUUCUAAUUUCACAAGGAUUAUCACCAAACGUUAAUAAAAUAUUACCAGAAUUAUUAAAUUCUUCUGAUAAAAUAAUAGAUGUAAGAUAUGAUGAAAAAACUUUACCGCUUGGUAUCUGGGGUGGGAGAUUAGGAUCUGUGACACUUGAGGUGUUUAUGAUAGAAUUGAGAGCAAUUAGGAACAGAAUACAGAGUGAAAUGGGGAUUAGUAAUGAACAUUAUGAUGCAUUAAUGGAGGCAUUUGUUGUGGAAGAAAUUAAUUUUUUGAGGAUUACAUUAUUAUCAAUGAGAUGA
Messenger RNA from Entrophospora candida, 792 nucleotides. The record is from the annotation of a GenBank genome assembly. NCBI's taxonomy places the organism in Eukaryota, Fungi, Glomeromycota, Glomeromycetes, Entrophosporales, Entrophosporaceae.